CCUACUUUUUCAGCUGAAAAUCGCUGUUCCCGCCCUGUCGCUGCGAAGACGUCGAGGGAAUCACUUGCAACCGAACCGGCGUUGCGCGAACAAGUCCGUAGCGCUCUGCGCUUGAAUGACGGAGGGCUUUCAGGCGCGCACCGGCAUUAUCGUGGCUUCGUGCCAGGAGAUGGCAGUUUCGACAAGCAGUCUCGACGCCUCGGGCGAGUCGAGGCGGGACCGAGAAGGCGCAACCCCCUCGGACGCCGGGCUCCAGCUGCCGCAUUCACUUCCUCCAGAGAAAUGGCCGUGGCCAUACUAUUUCGAAGACGGCCUCCGUCGGGUUUCUCCUUAUUUUUACACAUAUAACACGUGGUGCAAAGAACGAUGGCGUGGUCGCCAGCUCGUCGACAUUUUCGAAAGCGAGUUCCGCGAUCGGCCCCUUGAGUACUACCGCGCCGCCAUGGUGUCCGGCCAGGUUGCUGUCAAUGGCAAGACGGUCGGUCCAAAUUACAUUCUCAAGAACGGCGAUCUCAUAUCCCACACCACGCAUCGCCAUGAACCGCCUGUCACCGCAGAACCCAUCGGGAUCAUCCACGAGGACGAGGACAUGGUGGUCAUCAAUAAGCCGUCGGGCCUGCCUGUCCACCCGGCUGGGCGCUACAACUACAACUCGGUCGUCGAGAUCAUGAAGCAAGAGCGAGGGCCCAAUUUCGCACCGCGGCCGUGCAACAGGCUCGACCGGCUCACGAGCGGCAUCAUGUUUAUCGCAAAACAUGCCAAGGCGGCUGAGCAGCUGGGCGCCCAAAUCCUCCGACGAAGCGUCCGCAAGGAAUACAUCGCCCGCGUUAUCGGCCGAUUCCCUGACGGCGAGGUUGUGUGCGAUCAGCCCAUCCUGCAGAUCUCCCCCAAGCUUGGCUUGAACCGGGUGCGAGCCAACGGCAAACCCGCGAGGACAGUCUUCAAGCGUCUGGCCUACUAUCCCCCAACUGCCAGCUCGGCACAGGCUCGACAUUGCGGGCCGGAGACGGGCAAGCCCUCGACGGCUAACGAGCUCGGAGAAGCUGUUGAGCAGACCCGCCGUUGCGAGUCGCAGGAGGGAUAUUCCAUCGUCCGGUGCUUGCCCGUAACGGGGAGAACCCAUCAGAUCCGAGUGCACCUACAAUUCCUCGGGCAUCCCAUCCAAAACGACCCGAUCUAUGCCAACCAGAAGGUCUGGGGUCUCGAUCUGGGCUGCAAUGAUGCCGAGGCCACCCAGAACACUGACGAGGAUAUCAUCACUCGACUCUCGCGUAUGGGCAAAGACCAAGUUGCCGACGCUGUCGCGUACCACGACGAGAUGGUGGACGAAUAUUACAAACGGAAGGCCGAAAAAAUGUCGGGCGAGGUUUGUGCGCUCUGCGGCACCCCACUGUACACCGACCCGGGAGAACAGGAGCUUUCCCUUUGGCUCCAUAGUCUCCGGUAUGAAGAUGCUGAGGGAACGUGGAGCUAUGCCAGUCCAUUGCCCGCUUGGGCCUUGCCGCCGGAAGGGAGCUGUGGACCGACACAGGUUGGCGGCAUGGAGGACUUGGUCGGAGCAGCUGGAAUCGCCCCUGUUGAGUGAACACUGCAUACCACGUGGUCGAGGCAGUCGUCCGAUGGAUGCUGUUGAGCUACGUGGGUCGGUCUGCCAGUGUUCCUUCAUUGGUAGUUGUCGGCCGAAAGUCUCGGCAGCUGCCCCGAAGCAAUAAGAGAACACACGGGGAAGGAGUCGCUCAAACCCUUGCCAAGCGCAACAGCAUCUGUUGUCACUUUGUUCCUCAAACCCCAUGGAAAUCCCCACGGCCCCCGUUUCUUCCCAUUCCCGCGGCUGGAUCACG
This is a messenger RNA of Thermothielavioides terrestris NRRL 8126, 1841 nucleotides long. RefSeq names its product pseudouridine synthase. The transcript is spliced from 2 exons. NCBI's taxonomy places the organism in Eukaryota, Fungi, Ascomycota, Sordariomycetes, Sordariales, Chaetomiaceae. Gene Ontology annotation, biological process: pseudouridine synthesis. Bases 116 to 1585 code for a protein of 489 amino acids. The record is from RefSeq and is a predicted model, not a curated record. Gene Ontology annotation, molecular function: RNA binding; pseudouridine synthase activity.